Molecule: messenger RNA, 2680 nt
Organism: Emiliania huxleyi CCMP1516
Lineage: Eukaryota; Haptophyta; Isochrysidales; Noelaerhabdaceae
Exons: 10
Coding region: 82-2286 (734 amino acids)
Biological process (GO): protein ubiquitination; ubiquitin-dependent protein catabolic process
Cellular component (GO): cullin-RING ubiquitin ligase complex
Molecular function (GO): ubiquitin protein ligase binding
Source: RefSeq, a predicted model, not a curated record
CAGGGGCGUCCUCAAGCUCGCGGCGCUUGACAAGCGCGCUCGGCGCACCGCUCUCUCCCUCCGCCGGAGUUUUGGGCAAGGAUGGCGGCGGGCGGGAAGACGAAGUUCGUCAUUCCUCCCUUCCGCCAGUCGCAGGCCAUGGACGAGGAGUACGCCAACCGCACCUGGCAGACGCUGCACUCAGCCAUCCACGAGAUCCACCGGCAAAACGCGUCGGGGCUCUCGUUCGAGGAGUUGUACCGCAAUGCGUACAACAUGGUGCUGCACAAGUUUGGCGACAAGCUGUACAACGGGCUCGUCGAGACCAUCACCCUCCACCUGCGCGGCGUUGCGCAGGAGGUUGCGGUUGCGGCCGACGGCGACUUUUUGCCGCAGCUCAAGGAGAAGUGGGAAAAGCACCGGCUGUCGUCCAUCAUGAUCCGUGACAUCCUCAUGUACAUGGAUCGCACCUACGUCGUCGCCCAGAAGAAGGUGGCCGUGUUCGAGCGCGGGCUGCAAAUCUUCCGCGACGAAGUCUGCCGCAACGAUCGCAUCAAGGGCCGGCUGCUCGCGACGGUGCUCGACCUGAUCCACCGGGAGCGGUGCUCCGAGACGAUCGAGCGAGGCGUCAUCAAGACAGUCACUUCCAUGCUCGUCGAGCUCGGCCAGGACGUCUACCAGCGCGACUUUGAGGUACCCUUCCUCGAGGCGACGGCGGACUUUUACCGCAAGGAGUCGCACGAGUGCCUCGCCCAGAACUCGGCCUCCGAGUACAUGCGCAAGGCGGAGGCGCGGCUGGGCGAGGAGCACGAGCGGGUCACACACUACCUCGACAAGGCGUCCGAGGGGAGGCUCAACGAGGUGGUCGAGCGGCAGCUCAUCGCCGAGCACAUGCGCACCCUCGCAGAGAUGGAGCACUCUGGCGUCGUGCCCAUGCUCGAGGACGACCGCAUACCAGACCUCAAGAGGGCGUACGAGCUCUUCGGCAGAGUGACGUCGCCCGACGGGCUGGGCGUGAUCCGCGAGCUCAUGUCGGGGCACGUCAAGGGAAGGGGGCAGCAGUUGGUGGCGGAGGAGCCGGGCGCCGCGCGCGACCCGGUCGAGUUUGUCAAGGGAUUGCUCGCGCUGCGAGACAAGUACCAGAGCAUCAUCCAAGGCGCCUUCAGCGGAGACAAGACCUUCUUCAACGCGCUGAACUCGACCUUCGAGUACUUCAUCAACCUCAACCAGCGCUCUCCCGAGUACAUCUCCCUCUUUGUCGACGAGCAGAUGCGCAAGGGCAUGCGCGGCACGUCGGAGGACGAGGUCGAGGCAAUGCUCGACAAGGUGGUGAUGCUCUUCCGCUACCUGCAGGAGAAGGACGUCUUCGAAAAGUACUACAAGCAGCACCUCGCCAAGCGGCUGCUCGGCGGCCGCUCCAUCUCGGACGACGUCGAGCGCUCGAUGAUCCAGAAGCUCAAGCAGGAGUGCGGCUACCAGUUCACCUCCAAGCUCGAGGGCAUGUUCAUGGACAUGAAGGUGUCGGCCGACACGCAGGACAAGUUCCGCGCCGCCAACGGCUCGAGCAAGGUCGAGUCGAUCGACCUGUCGGUGCAGGUGCUCACGACGGGCUUUUGGCCGACCCAGGUCUCCGGCGGCUGCAACCUGCCCGCGCCGGUGGCGCGCUGCUGCGAGGUGUUCCGCGAGCACUACCUGAAGCAGCACUCCGGCCGGAGACUGCAGUGGCAGACCUCGAUGGGCAACGCGGACCUCAAGGCGCAGUUCGGCGCCUCGCGGCACGAGAUCAACGUGUCGACGUACAUGAUGUGCGUGCUGCUGCUCUUCAACGACAACGACCGGCUGAGCUACGCCGACAUCGCGCGCGACACGGCCAUCGCCCCGGCCGAGCUGAAGCGGACGCUGCAGUCCCUCGCGUGCGGCAAGUUCAAGCUCCUGCUCAAGGAGCCGAAGGGGCGCGAGGUUGACGAGUCGGACGCCUUCUCCUUCAACGCCUCCUUCUCCUCCAAGCAGCUGCGCUUCAAGGUCGGCACGGUCUCGGCGCAGCGCGAGACGGAGGCGGAGAAGCACGAGACGCGCCAAAAGGUGGACGAGGACCGAAAGCCGCAGAUCGAGGCUGCGAUCGUCCGCAUCAUGAAGUCGCGCAAGGAGAUGGAGCACAACGCUCUCAUCGCCGACGUGACUGCGCAGCUGACCGCCCGCUUCAUGCCCCACCCGAACGUGAUCAAGAAGCGGAUCGAGUCGCUCAUCGAGCGUGAGUUUCUGGAGCGCGACAAGAACAACUGGCGGAUGUACAAGUAUCUCGCGUAGCCCCCCCCCGGGAGGCGACGGCGCGCGCCAGAGUGCAGCUCGGGCUAGGGGAGCGGCGUGGUGCCCGCCCCACGGCGACGAGGCGGCGUCUCGGGGGAAACAAUACCUGUAGAGGACUAGUCGGGGGGGCAUGGGGACAGGAGGUUUGGAUCCGGAGAGCACCGCUUCGGGGUCGGGGUGGGGCGGGUGUGUCCUGCUCUCUACUCAUGCGGCGGGGCCGCACACGCGUCUCUGACUUUUCGUGGUCCUGUCUCUCCCGGCGCACACCCGUCUCUCCCCGGGUGUCUCGGGCAUAUGCGCAUAUCUCGGGUGUGUGGCGUCUCUUCUCUCCGAGUUUAUUCCGCCAGUUACUGCUUAGCGUAUAAAAUUUUAAGAUCCGUAGAGCCGUAGGCGG